Molecule: messenger RNA, 4717 nt
Organism: Magnolia sinica
Lineage: Eukaryota; Viridiplantae; Streptophyta; Magnoliopsida; Magnoliales; Magnoliaceae
Product: LRR receptor-like serine/threonine-protein kinase GSO1
Exons: 2
Coding region: 814-4602 (1262 amino acids)
Biological process (GO): protein phosphorylation
Molecular function (GO): protein kinase activity; ATP binding; receptor serine/threonine kinase binding
Source: RefSeq, a predicted model, not a curated record
UCGCUUCACCUGCCAGAGUUCGUUUCUCGUAUGUCGCGAUUUAUAAUCGAAGCGUAUGUUGCAUCCCACUGGGGGCUACAUGCAGGAAUUUUAUGAUGAUCUGAACCGUCCAUUUUAUUGAAUCUAUGAUCUGAAAGGUUCUUUAGCUGACUAUAUACUGUAAAAUUAAAAUUUUCAAUAGUUCAUGUUAAACACUAAGAAUCAAAGGUUAGAAUCUAUCGAUAAAGCAUGAAUGUGAGAAAACAUAUUUUUUUAACAUAUUAAAGAGAAUAGGACUGUUCCAUCUCAGCAUGUCCGCAGUGGGCCCCAUUAGUUAGCGACAGACAAAAGCUGUAUCAUAAGUCGCGACGGAGAAAAAACGAACUCCACCUGCUAUAUCUCCAUGCAAUCUCUCUCAUCUACUCUCUCUUUGGGGAGCAGUGCCCAUGGGCUGCCCGAGAUAGGAGUUGGGGCGAUGCCAUUAAUGGCAUUUGUUGCGUUUGCCUGACACAAUCCAUCCAACCUCAUUAAAUCCUCUCCAUUUCCCGAUUUCCCAACAUCCAAACGCGUCCCAAUCCCGCUCUCCCACACCCUUACACCUGCAUGCAUGCAUCCACGCUCGAAACCGCGCCUUCUCUCCCCACAACCAAAUUCUCACGAUAUUUUGACAGCCCCUCCGAGAACAAAAGAACGACCUGGUGUAGCGAUAAGUUGACGAUAGAUUCAAUUUCGCGCGAGAAAAUCGCCGGGAUUUUUCCCGUCCCAUGCAGCAGCAGAACAGAAGCUAAUUAGACUUCAUCUCGUUCUCAUAUUUCUCUCUGCGCUUUCUCUGGAAUGGAGAAACCCCUGAUUUUCAGCGGAAUUACACUAAUGCCAUCGCUCUUUCUUCUCCUAAUCUUCGUGGGCUUUUCUUCUGGGCUUGUUUCCUACGGCUCGGAUGACUCGAUCAUGAGAGCGCUGUUGGAGUUGAAGGAAUCGUUCGUUGAGGAUCCUUUGCACGUGUUAGACGACUGGUCUCUGCACAACCCCGACGUGUGCAGAUGGCGAGGCGUUUCCUGCGACUCGUCACUCGACUCAGUCUGUGUACUGAGUCUGAACCUGUCCGACUCGUCGCUCUCUGGGACUAUCUCUUCCUCACUCGCCCGUAUUUCUUCUCUUCAAAUUCUCGAUCUCUCAUCCAACAGCCUCACUGGAGAAAUCCCAACUCACCUCUCCAACCUCACUUCCCUCACUUCUCUCCUACUCUUCUCUAACCAACUCACCGGGUCAAUACCGAGUCAACUCAGCUCGCUCAAAAAUCUCCGAGUCCUCCGAAUCGGCGACAAUGAUCUCUCUGGUCCGAUUCCCAGCUCCCUCGGGAAUCUCUCGAAUCUAACCACUCUGGGAUUAGCAUCUUGCAAUCUCUCCGGCUCGAUCCCUGCUGAACUCGGUCGACUCGGAAAACUCGAGAACCUGGUCUUGCAGCACAACAGACUUGAAGGAUCGAUUCCACCGGAACUCGGGAACUGCUCCAGCCUCUCCGUCUUCACCGUCGCUGUGAACCAUCUCAACGGGUCGAUUCCCAGCGAAUUGGGUCGGAUUCCGGGUCUUCAGGUUCUAAACCUCGCGAACAAUUCGCUGGAGGGAGAGAUUCCGAGUCAACUCAGUGAGUUGACUCAGCUCGUCUACCUCAAUUUCAUGGGGAAUCGGCUCGUGGGUCGGAUACCACCAUCGCUCUCUGAAAUGGGUAGUCUUCAGAAUCUCGAUUUAUCAUCGAAUAAUCUCGUUGGAGAGAUUCCGGCGGAAUUGGAUGGUAUGGGAGAGCUGAUUUUCCUUGUAUUGUCAGGCAACAAGCUUUCCGGUUCUCUCAGAGAUAGCAUAUGUUCUAAUCCGAAUUCGAAAUUGGAGCAUUUGAUUUUAUCAGGGAAUACAUUCAGUGGGAGAAUUCCGAUCGGGUUCGGAGAAUGCCGGUCGUUGCAGCAGCUCGAUCUUGCAGAUAAUCAGCUCAACGGCUCAAUUCCAGUUGAAUUAGGCCAGCUUGGCAAUCUAACUGAUCUCUGGCUCAACAACAAUAGCUUCGUCAGAUCAAUUCCCAAAUCGAUCGGCAAUCUCAGCAAUCUCCGGACGCUUACAUUCUAUCACAACAACUUGCGUGGGGAGCUGCCGGAGGAGAUCGGAUUGCUCGGUUCGCUUGAAACGCUCUAUCUCUAUGAAAAUCAGCUGACAGGGGAAAUCCCAUUAUCAAUUGGAAACUGUUCGAGCUUGCAAAUGAUCGAUUUCUAUGGAAAUCAGUUCACGGGAAGUAUUCCGAUCACUAUAGGAAGGUUGAAGAAGCUGAGCUUUAUCGAUCUCAGGCAGAACGAGCUCUCGGGUGAUAUUCCUGCUACACUGGGGAACUGCCGGGAGCUCGCCGUUCUGGAUUUGGCGGAUAAUCAUCUUUCGGGUGUGAUUCCUGGAUCAUUUGGAUUCCUUCAAUUGCUGCAGCAGCUGAUGCUUUACAACAAUUCCAUCGAAGGUAUCAUUCCUGAUGAUAUGAUCAUGUGUAGGAAUCUGACUAGAGUGAAUCUCUCGAAUAAUCAAUUCAAUGGCAGUAUUCUUCCAUUGUGUGGUUCGCGAUUGCUGCUGUCAUUUGAUGUUACUAACAAUUCGUUUGAUGGUCGGAUUCCUCCUCAAUUGGGGAAUUCACCGGCUCUCUCGCGGCUACGUUUGGGGAGUAACCGAUUUGAUGGUGAGAUUCCUUCUAUGUUGGGGGAGAUCGAUGAGCUAGAGCUUCUAGACCUGUCGAGCAAUUUGCUCAAUGGAACAGUGCCAGAAGGGCUAUCGUCGUGUAAGAAGCUGACCCACAUUGAUUUGAAUGGGAACCGUCUAAUAGGGCCUGUCCCGUCAUGGCUCGGUACUUUGCCUCAGCUGGGGGAGCUCAAGCUGUCAUCGAAUGGAUUCGACGGGCCUCUUCCUCGUGAGCUCUUCAAUUGUAGUAGUCUUAUCUUGCUUUCGAUCGACAGUAAUUUCCUAAGUGGGGCCCUCCCGUCUGAAAUCGGCAAUCUGACAGGCCUCAACUUAUUGAAUCUGGACCGCAAUCGGUUCUCUGGGUCUAUCCCUCCUGAGAUUGGCAAGCUGAGCAAUCUCUACGAGCUGCGGCUUUCGCACAAUGCCUUUGAUGGAGGAAUCCCAAUUGAGCUGGGGCAAUUGAACAAUCUACAAAGCGUUUUAGACCUCAGCUACAACAAUCUAACAGGCGAGAUCCCACCGUUGCUUGCAACAUUGUCCAAGCUCGAAGUCCUCAAUCUGUCACACAACUCAUUCUUGGGAGAAAUCCCACGACAGAUUGGCGAAAUGAGCAGCUUGGGCAAGCUGGAUCUGUCAUAUAACCACCUUCAAGGCCAUUUGGACAAGGAAUUCUCCCGCUGGCCGGCCGAUUCCUUCUCGGCCAAUGCAGGCCUCUGUGGAAGGCCUCUCGAUCCCUGCGACAAUCUCAACUCCAAUCACCAGCGAUCAGGCCUGAACAAGGCCGCUGUGGCUGUGAUUGCAGCUACCUCAACCUUAGCCUUCAUUGUUCUCGUACUUGCUAUUGUGAUUGCACUGGCCUGCAAGUGGCGAUUGCCGAGGAGGGCCCACGAAGUGAAUUGUGCAAACUCAUCAAGUUCAUCACAUGUCCAGCGGCGGUUGAUCUUCCAAGGUGCAGUGAAGAGGGAAUUCAAAUGGGAGGAUAUCAUGGAAGCCACAAACAAUCUCAGUGAUGAAUUUGUGAUUGGGUCGGGCGGCACAGGGACAGUCUACAGAGCUGAAUUGUCAACAGGAGAGAUCAUAGCUGUUAAAAAGAUGCGGCGGAAGGAUGAUCUCUUGGUCGAUCGGAGCUUUACCAGGGAGAUUCGGACACUUGGGAGGAUAAGGCACAGGCAUCUAGUGAAGCUGAUGGGGUGCUGUACCAGUAGCCGAACGGGGACCACCAAUUUGCUGAUCUAUGAGUAUAUGGAGAAUGGGAGUGUUUGGGAUUGGUUGCAUCGUCCAUUGUCGGCUAAGAAGAAGAAGCUGCUAUGGGAGGAGCGGUUGAGGAUCGCGAUCGGGCUGGCCUGUGGUGUAGAGUAUCUCCAUCAUGACUGUGUGCCGAGGAUCAUUCAUCGAGACAUCAAGUCAAGCAAUGUAUUGCUUGAUGUUAAUAUGGAGGCUCACUUGGGGGAUUUUGGACUGGCAAAGGCUGUGAUGGACAGUCAUGACUCGAGCGGUGGUGGGACGGAGUCGACGUCUUGGUUCGCUGGAUCCUUCGGCUACAUUGCUCCAGAGUAUGCCUACUCACUGAAGGCGACAGAGAAGAGUGAUGUGUACAGCAUGGGCAUUGUUCUGAUGGAGCUAGUAAGCGGCCUCAUGCCGACGGACAGGAUGUUCGGGGAAGACAUGGAUAUGGUCAGGUGGAUUGAGUCACACAUGCUGGGCCCAACCAGAGAGGAGUUGCUGGACCCCACAUUGAAACCACUCCCCCCUGAUGAGGAAUCCAGCAUGUUUGAAGUGCUCGACGUCGCAUUGCAAUGCACGAGGACCGCCCCUGCCGAGCGACCAUCGGCACGGCGAGUGUCUGAUCUCCUCAUCCACAUAUCCAUGACUGACAACAAAGUGUGUUCUACAAAGAAAGCUGUUGAAUUCAGAUGAACCAAAAAGAAUUUCUCAUCUAAAUGACCAGUUUUGUUCAGCACUUUACCACUGUGGAAGAUCCUAACCUCUAUAUUUUCUGAAGAAUGUGGAUAUUUGUUCUGUUCUGUUCUAA